AUGACUGCAGAGGGAAGUGUCUCAUCGGCUGUCGUCUCAUGUGAACAUCGACAUAAGAAGAGUUUAUUUAAAUCGAAGGAUGUUCGUAAGAAGUUGAAGUUGAACAAACGUCUAUGCGAAGAAUGUGAGCGGAAUGCGAAGAAUGGGAUAACAAAGGAACCACCUAACGUAUACGAUGAUCAUUUAAGUGUGGAUGGAGUGUUCAUCUGCGUGUCUUGUGGAUACUUAACAUGUUUAACUCAUUCCAAAAAGCAUUGGGAAGCUGUUCGAACCGGGGACAAGCAUCCACUGUUGUUCAACCUCGACAACUCCGAAAUGCGGUGCCAAGCUUGUGAUGUCGUACUCAAUCCACUAGAUGAUCCUCAAGACUUAAUCAAGUUAUUUUAUAAUGAGUACAGAUGCUUUGCAAAAAAUAGGCCCGAACCUAAAUCGAUUAGGAACGAAGUGAAAAAGCAGUUGUCAUCGUCUGGAACGGGUCUGAUAAACUUGGGAAAUACUUGUUUUUUCAACAGUGUAAUGCAAUGUAUGAUGCAUACUCAUCACCUUACCUAUUAUUUUAAUCGAUUCGGUAAAGUUAAAUCUUUAAAAUUUCGUCGGAAGCAAACUGUUAUCGUCAACGAAGUAAAGAUUGAGCUAGAGCCAGUGACUAUCAGUGUACCUAUGGAAAGAACCCCACUCAAUUCAGUUCUUCGAGGAUUUAUCGCGGAAUUCUAUUGUGGUGCAACACCUUCACCUGGCCCGGUAUAUCUGUUGGAUGGUUUACGAAGUGAGGAGCUAGAGAUAUACAGGUCCGGUAUAUCAUCGUACUUUGGUAUAUCUUCAAGAGCAAACAAAAUUAUUGGCCAAGAGACGGUUCUUUUAGCAAAAGGCUAUCUUCAAGCAGCUGGACGGCCUCUUCUUGACAUGGUAUUUGGUGGUACCCUUUUACAAACGAUACUAUGUUCCGAAUGUGGUCAUGUAAGCGAGCGACAUGAGCAGUUCCUUGACCUCUCCAUUCCGGUGUCCUUGAACAGCUCUGGUCGCCUUUUAGCCGGACCUUCUGCAACUAGCUUGUCCACUAAGCGUCAACAGAACGGAAACAAGGUACGACGAAAAGGAAACCGAAGAAUUCUUCCUCAAAACAAUGAAUUAAAUGAAGAACACCGGUCGUGCUAUGAGGAAAACGGACAGUGUUCGGAUGAUGAAAUGGAGCGCUUGGCUGCGGGAAUAAACAGGCUAGAUUUCACAAAAGUUUUCGCUCGUCCACCACCGGAGUACACGAAUGGAGAUUGCAGUGUUGGAUCGUGUAUGCUAGAGUUUACUGCUGCUGAAAAGUUAGAAGGCGCUAACGCUUACGAGUGCGAGAAAUGUUGUGUUCCGCGUAACAAAAGGUGGGCAGUCAAAAGAAACGUGUUUGUGCGUUUAAACGUUACCUUGUGUAUGAGCCUCCUGCUGUGCUUACACUUCAUCUCAAAAGGACGAACUUCAACAAGAAAAAUCAGUGGUCAUGUCUUUUUCCCGGUCAUGUUUGACAUGGCGCCCUUCUGCUGUAGGAAUGUUGAGCGGAUAUCAUCCGGGGAGAAACGCUUGUUAUACUCAUUGUAUGGUGUAGUCGUUCAUUCCGGCGGUCUUUCUGGAGGACACUACAUUGCAUACGUUAAGAGUCGUCACCGACUGAAACAAGCGCACGCCUUCUUGGAAUCUGCACGAUCAACUUGUGUUGAUUCAUUGUCUUCUCAAAUAGAUUCUAGUAUAGAUAAACUUCAUGGAGAACCCGAAUUGCCGAAUGAUGGGCAAUGGUAUUACUGUAGUGAUAGUCAAGUAUUACCCGUAGCAGAGAACCGUGUUCUUUCCGCUGAAGCUUAUAUUCUAUUCUAUGAACGGGUAUUGUAG
Messenger RNA from Angiostrongylus costaricensis, 1872 nucleotides. The record is from the annotation of a GenBank genome assembly. Lineage: Eukaryota; Metazoa; Nematoda; Chromadorea; Rhabditida; Metastrongylidae.